AUGGUGCAGGUGGCGCUCAUCUUCCUGGCACAAGGCCCCAUACACCUUGAGCCGAUCUGGCGAGCUUUUCUGGAAGCAGCAUCAAGAGUAGAGUUGAAAGUUGAUUUGGAAGCCCCCCCAGCUAUCAGUCUCAACGAACUUGUUGGUGGGGAGUUGAAACCUGCACUGGACGUGCUCCCAAGAGAAGAAUACCCAGCAUACAUCAUCCAGAAAAAGCGGAAAGAAGCUAUGCAUGCUGGCACGCAUCGGUCCUUGCAACAGAGGAGGAGACUGCAGAGGCGAGGGCCACAGGGUCCUGGGCAAGUGGACAUUGGCAAGAGUGAAGAGGACAGUCAAGAGUGCUGGGCCACCAAUGCAACAGUGCUUGCUUCUGAAGUUGAAAGGCUGCUUUCAGCGACGACUGGAGGUGAGGACGUCGCACAGAGACAGAAAUUGUUCACGCUGUAUGUCAAUGCACCUGAGGGUCACCACUACCAUGAAGGCAGUGUGUUUCACGGCAGGAAGAUUCCUAACCCGGUGGACACCGAAGGGGCAUACGCGGAGUUCAUUCUUGUCGAGGCACAGCUGAGGCUGCUGGAAGAGGCGCUGCUGGACCCACUGAAUGCAAAGUUUGUGAUGCUGUCGGACUCGACCAUCCCUGUGCACCGGCCAGAGAUUGUGUACCUGCAGCUGAUACACGAGGACAAGAGCCGCAUCAAUGCAUGCCAGGCGAAAGAUACCGAAAGAUGGAGACUGAAUCCGCAAAGGUGGGAUGGGAAAAUGAAGACCGACUACUUGAACAUCUCGCAUUGGCGGAAGAGCUCUUUCUGGAAUGCUCUGAGGCGAGACCAUGCAGAGCUUGCUCUGGCUGACAGGCACGUCAGCGAGCAGUUCAGGCGAUAUUGCUACUCCAUGAAUAGAGUCUUGCCAGGCUUCACAAAUGACCUGAAGUCUAGGACGUGCAUCGCUGAUGAGCACUUCAUACCAACCCUGCUGGCCUCGUAUGGACUAGAACAACAG
Messenger RNA from Ostreobium quekettii, 999 nucleotides. The record is from the annotation of a GenBank genome assembly. Lineage: Eukaryota; Viridiplantae; Chlorophyta; Ulvophyceae; Bryopsidales; Ostreobiaceae.